Molecule: messenger RNA, 393 nt
Organism: Phytophthora sojae
Lineage: Eukaryota; Oomycota; Peronosporomycetes; Peronosporales; Peronosporaceae
Exons: 1
Coding region: 1-393 (130 amino acids)
Source: RefSeq, a predicted model, not a curated record
AUGCAGCUCCUCGAGGUCACCGCCCCGCGACAAGCAAGCCGCAUGACAAUUGCAUGGGCGAACCCAGCCAACCCAUUCGACGUGGGCGCAGCUACCGCGACGCGGUUGCUGCUGGACCCGCCGAAGGACCCCGCCCACGUGGCCGACACCAAGCCGUCGUCGCUGAACCAGGUGCCACUGGACCUGCCGAAGAAUCCGGUUCCCGCGGCCGGCGCCCAGUUGUCGCUGCUGGACCCGGUGGUGCUGGUGGACGUGCCGAAGGCUCCCGGUCACGCGGCCGGCGCCCAGCUGUCGCUGCUAGACCCGUCGCUUCUGUGCUGGCUAAAAGGCCUCGCUCACGCAGUCGCCGGCACGUGUCUGCAGCACGUCGUGAUCCUUCGUCGUACGCGCUAA